CUUGCGCUUGCUUUGCUGCUUAGUCAUUUUCGGAUCGUCAUCAUUUUCGAUUGCAAGUGGGCCAACAUCUUCAGCUGCUGGUUUAUUUCUUAAUUAGAUCAAUCGCAAUCUCUUGCAUCAUCAUAAAGUUUUACUAGAAACUUGUUGAUAAUGAGCACGCUCAAGGAGUCGUUAGUUCUUAGCCUGGAGCGCGCCAACGGUAAGGAAAGUUACGUGACGGGAGUGGAAACCCUUCUCCGGCUGCUGGACAAUAUAAUUCGCGAGCCGCAGAAUCCGAAAUUCCGCUCGGUCCGGCUGGAAAACCAAACCAUCAAAGCGAAGCUGCUGUCGGUUGGCGGCAUGCGAGAGCUGAUGGCCGAAAUUGGCUUUGUGGAGUCGGAUGGAACACUCACCCUGCCAGCAACUGUAGUCGUGGCCAAGCUACGCAAAUAUCGCGAUUACAUCAACGAACGAAAAGAGCUGAUAAAAAACCCUCCUACCACUUCUUCGCAGAAGCCAAUCGAACGAAAAGAAGCAGCAGAGGAGAAGAAGCCAAUUUUAUCGAGGCCGAACAUAAGAGCUGGUUUGCCAUUUCAGCGAAGGAUAGCCUUUCCGAAAAUUAUCAGCGCGAGGAAUCAGCUGCUUCAGCAGCUUGAGCUGCUGUCCGAUCAGGCGAUGCAGUAUGAGGACGAGGAACUGCUGCGCAGUGGGCGGGAUUUGAUUCCGCUGGAGACGCUCAGGUUGAGAGCUAAGGAGAAGCUGCGUCGGGUGCAGAAGAUGAUCAAGGCUGGAACCUUCGACGGCGAUGAAGAACCGUGGAUGGUUGAUUUGAUUCUGGAGGAACUGGUUGCCUGGUUUAAGGCGGAUUUUUUCCGCUGGGUUGAUGCACUGCCGUGCUCCGUGUGUGGUAAUCGAAAGACUCAGCAAACCGAUAGCCUCGUCGAGGAUGGCGUUCGGGUUGAGGUGUACAAAUGCUGCAAUAAGUUGGGUAGGUUUUAUCGGUAUAAUGACGUUGAGAAGCUGCUUCACACACGGUGCGGUCGUUGCGGUGAAUGGGCCAACUGUUUUACAUUCCUUUGCCGGGCGUUGGGUUACGAGGCGCGGUUUGUUUUUUCCACCGGUGAUCACGUGUGGACGGAGGUUUAUUCCGAUCGAAAGCAACGUUGGAUUCAUGUUGAUCCAUGCGAGAAUGUGAUCGAUUCUCCGCUGAUGUACGAGCACGGUUGGAAGAAGGAAAUAACGUAUGUUUUUGCGUUUUCACGGGAGGACGUACAGGAUGUGACCUGGCGCUAUACGAACGAUCACACAAAAGUGUUGCUGAGGAGGAAAAGUUGCACGGAAAAAGAACUGCUGGAUACGAUUGGGAAAAUAAGGACCAAACGGAGGGAGAAAGUGUCCGCUCAGAGGUUGAAAUAUUUGCGAAGGCGAACGAUGGAGGAGUGUUUGCAGCUUUUGUGUACCAGACCGCCAACUGAGGCGGAACGGGAAGGUCGCAGUUCUGGCAGCUUGGAGUGGAGGCUGCAACGGGGUGAACAGAAGCUGAACGUGUUUUACAUUUUUAUACCCAACGAUCAGGAAAUUAGCUUGAAGCAAUUCAAUUUGAGGUAUUCCUGUGCAAAGGAUACGUAUGAACGGUUUGUUAAGGGCCCCUCCGGGUCCAUAUCGAUUGUGGAGAACUCCAAGGGAUGGCAAAGCCGACAGUAUACAAGUGAAAACAUCUUCCGUAAGGAGGAGCACGAUUGGAAGAUGGUUUAUCUGGCACGGUCGGAAGGCACGGAUGAAGCUACAAUUAGGUGGAAAUUUGAUUUUUCCAUUCAGGGGCUGACUGUUAAGGAUAUCCAGAUGACGUUCGGAACGCAAACCUACGAGGGAGCUACGGUUCAGAUAACAUACCUGAAAGAAGACGGAACCAGCCUGCCAUCGAUUCGCAGCCUUGUAGGUUUGGGUAAGUUCACUAUUCAAGCAAAGCUAACCGGCGGAAACAUGUGGCAACAUUCGCAAAUAUUUCGUCAAGAAAAAUAUGCCACAAACUGGCCGCUGGAACUGAAUGUGCAAUUUUUUUGAAACUAUAUUUUUACUACACAUACAUUCUAUGUUGCACAACAAUUUAUAACGUUGUGUGAUAAAUCAAAUUAUUUUUAUGCUGAAGCAGCUUUCGUGAAUAUGUAUUAGAUAGUGUAUCGGAUUUUAUGUUUUUUUAACCUGGCUGUUCUCUAGUCAGCUCAAAUCGGACGGACGGAUUAGAUUUGAAGCAAUA
Messenger RNA from Sabethes cyaneus, 2236 nucleotides. RefSeq names its product peptide-N(4)-(N-acetyl-beta-glucosaminyl)asparagine amidase (gene Pngl). Gene Ontology annotation, molecular function: peptide-N4-(N-acetyl-beta-glucosaminyl)asparagine amidase activity. NCBI's taxonomy places the organism in Eukaryota, Metazoa, Arthropoda, Insecta, Diptera, Culicidae. The transcript is spliced from 2 exons. Gene Ontology annotation, biological process: protein deglycosylation; glycoprotein catabolic process; protein quality control for misfolded or incompletely synthesized proteins. Bases 151 to 2043 code for a protein of 630 amino acids. The record is from RefSeq and is a predicted model, not a curated record. Gene Ontology annotation, cellular component: cytoplasm; nucleus; cytosol.